Molecule: messenger RNA, 522 nt
Organism: Echinococcus granulosus
Lineage: Eukaryota; Metazoa; Platyhelminthes; Cestoda; Cyclophyllidea; Taeniidae
Exons: 3
Coding region: 1-522 (173 amino acids)
Source: RefSeq, a predicted model, not a curated record
AUGCAGUUCCUUCACUUCAACGGCAUACUGCUUCUGGUGUUACUUCUGCCAGUUCACAUUCUGGGUCAUGAACGCACUGUGGAGUCCAUACUUGAUUGCGCCCUCAAUGACGCACCGAGAAACAUAGCUAAAUAUGGCUCAGGAUUCCAUGUGCAAUCUGUUGAACACAUUGGCCGCUCUUGCCCCUUUACACUUCUCAAGGCCACGAUCAGCAGAAACGUCACUUAUACUCUUCGAACUUGCAUCUCUGCAUCUCAUUUGGUUAUAUUACCACCCACUACUGAGGUGACAGAGUUAACAAUUGGGAGUUUAGAGCUGGAGAUUACUGUGCAGGUGACAAAAUGUGUGCACCCGGGUGUCAAAGUAACAUUGGAAGCACCGGUAUUCAAAGACGCCUAUCUCUACACGAAGCCGUCACAAAAGAUACCAGCUGACGAAUUGAAACAACUAAUACUCUCAAAAGCCGGCCAAGAAAUGGAGCGUUGGAUUCAGGAGAUAAUAUAUGCCUUCAUGUGCGAAUAA